Messenger RNA from Stylophora pistillata, 1296 nucleotides. RefSeq names its product replicative DNA helicase-like. NCBI's taxonomy places the organism in Eukaryota, Metazoa, Cnidaria, Anthozoa, Scleractinia, Pocilloporidae. The record is from RefSeq and is a predicted model, not a curated record.
AUGAACCAAGCAGAAGAGAAUAAAUAUUCAGAAAUUUUAACUCUUGAUAAAGACAAUGAAGAUAAGGCUAUUGGCUAUAUUCUGGACAAUGAAGAAGCAGCAUUAUUAGCGAUAAAACUCAUCAAUGAGCAGAGUUUUGUUUGUAACUAUAACGCUCAUAUUUUUAAGCUUUUACGAGUUCAUUUAGGUGAUGGCAAACCUUUGAGUGAGAUUUAUGCGACCAUCAAUUCUAUAACUUCGGAUGAUUGGAAAGAGAUCUCACCGAAUCAAGAUGUAGAAAAAAAUAAACAUAUAUCUCAUUGCAGAGCUGUAGCAAUAUCGUUGUUUGGCAGUAGUGCUCUUGCAGAAGGUCUGUUUAAUAAAAUCAAUAAACAGUUUGUAAGGAGGGAAAUGCUUUCCAAAUACACAGAGGCAAAGCAGUCAUUGCUAAACACUGAUGGAAUUGAUGAUAUUUCGCAUGUAGUCCACAACGUUUCUGAAAAAACUAAUGAUAUGCUAGAUAGUAUUGCUACUGGUACAUUUGAUAAAAAUUAUGCAGAUUCUUUACUGGAGACACUUAAUAGGAAAGAGGAAUAUAAAAUUAGUACUGGAUAUAAGAAACUUGAUGAAAUAAUAGAGGGGUUUGGCGCGGGUCAGCUUGUAACAAUAGGGGCAGGAACUGGUAGAGGUAAGAGUGCAUUUGCUGUUAAUUUAGCUUUAAAUAUUAGAGACCAAGAUUAUACAGUUGGUUUAUGGUCUUUUGAGAUGGAUGAACAUGAGGUCAAGGAAAGAAUACUUUCAAACGUAACUGGCAUUGGAAAAAAGGACGAAUACAGACAAGAAGAAAGAUAUAAUUUAGUAAGAAAAUAUGCAGAUAAAAUCUCUUCUGAAAAAGCUGGCAAAGACCCAGAAAUCAGAACAACUAACGACGGCAAAGAAAUUGCUAAUCUUAGUAUAGCUACUACUGAAAGCUGGAAAGAUAAGUCUAGCGGUGAGAAAAAAGAUAAGACCGAGUGGCAUAGAGUAGUGUGUUUUAAUGAAGGCUUAGUGAGAGUAAUUAAGAACUACGUUAAAAAAGGCACAAAACUUUAUCUUGAAGGUCAGCUACAGACUAAAAAGUGGAUAGAUAAAGAUAAUCAGGAAAAAUAUACCACUGAGGUUAUACUAAAAGGCUAUAGUUCAAACUUAGUAUUGCUUGGUUCAAAUAGUAAGGAAGCUUCAUUAGAACAAAAGGAUAAUGGACGCUAUAAGGUAGGUCAGAGUAAACAAUCUACUGAACCUGAUACUGAUAUAGAAGAUGACGAAAUUCCAUUUUGA